Messenger RNA from Scheffersomyces coipomensis, 839 nucleotides. RefSeq names its product signal peptidase complex subunit (gene SPC3). The record is from RefSeq and is a predicted model, not a curated record. The coding region runs from base 154 to 729 and encodes 191 amino acids. NCBI's taxonomy places the organism in Eukaryota, Fungi, Ascomycota, Pichiomycetes, Serinales, Debaryomycetaceae. Gene Ontology annotation, biological process: protein targeting to ER. The transcript has a single exon. Gene Ontology annotation, cellular component: signal peptidase complex; membrane.
UGGACACGAUUUUGAAACCCUCACUGAAAAUUUACUGCCAAUACUCAAACGGAAAUACAUUUUCUAUAUAAAUAUAAGGUUGGUUGCCAAAGUGGAGAAAUCAAUCAAUUUAGAUUCAAAAGGGAUAUCAAUUGAUCCAAUUCAGUAUCUAUCAUGUUCAACCUUACUACCAGAUUCCAAAACGCUGCCAAUCAAGCCUUAACCACGACCAUUGUGAUAUCAGGUCUUGUUAUUCUCCUUACUUUUAUUCAAUUAUAUCAUGAUAAUGUUUGGAAUCUAGAUUCAACUUCAUUAGAUAAUAUCAAACCUCUGGCAUCCAUCAAACAUUCCCAUAACUAUGGAUCCGUCAAUCGUAAACCUAAAGAGAAUUCCAAAGUUCAAUUUGAUUUAGAUGCUGAUUUAACCCCAUUAUUCAAUUGGAAUACAAAACAAGUUUUCGCAUAUGUUACGGCUGAAUAUCCUGGUAAAACCCCUGGUUCAUCAAAUAAAGUCACAUAUUGGGAUAGUAUUAUCGUCUAUAAAGAAGAUGCUAAGAUCCAUUUAACCAAUCAAAGAUCAAAGUAUUCCGUUUGGGAUGUGGAAAAUUCAUUUAGAGAAAGAGAGGCUAUUCUUAAACUUGAAUGGAAUAUUCAACCUUAUAUUGGUCCAUUAAUAUUUGGUGAAACAAGUUCAUCAACUAAUUUCACCUUUGCUGAAUCUCCCAAUAAGAAAAAAUCAGAAGCCGUAUAAUAGAUAGAAUAAUAACUGAUUGAUUUCUUUUUGCUAAUGAUGAUGAUGAUGAUUCUGUACUAAUUCUUUUUGCUUUUUUAACAUAUACCCUUUAGUUAAUAUCUAUAAUC